Aedes albopictus (Asian tiger mosquito) is the source of this 904-nucleotide messenger RNA. RefSeq lists its product as uncharacterized. NCBI's taxonomy places the organism in Eukaryota, Metazoa, Arthropoda, Insecta, Diptera, Culicidae. The transcript is spliced from 2 exons. The record is from RefSeq and is a predicted model, not a curated record. The coding region runs from base 50 to 904 and encodes 284 amino acids.
ACGUCGGUACUUGUUUUGGUUUUUCAUCGGAUUUUUUUCUAUCUUCAAAAUGGUUUUAAACUGCAUAAUAAGUUCGUGUUCGGUUUACUCAAGCAAUAAAACUCACCAAAUGUUCCGGCUUCCAUCGGUACGUAAACGGAUGACCGAAGCUGAACGUGUUUUGGCAGAGAAGCGGCUGACACUUUGGGUAGAAGCUUGCGGGUUAGAGAAAAAUCCUGCUUCACAUCACCGUGUCUGCAGUCGGCACUUUGUGAACGGCAGACCAGCGAAAAGUUUCGAGACCGAGGACGUGGACUGGGUUCCGACGCAAAAUUUAUCGGACGAGGAGACCUCAGCGGAGCCAGAUAUGACGAUAGAACGGGAAGAUGAAACCGAGAACGGAACUGAAACUGUACCCGAUGACCAGAAUCAUCACCAUAGCGAAAGUUUUGGGUGCUGCGUCGACCAACCCAAUCUUGUUAUUGAGAACGCAAUGUCGGAAUCCGAAGUGCAGAUGGAUCAGUUCCGUGAAACCAACCUGGAUGUUAAUCAAAGCAACGCAGAAUCAUCGUUCAAAUCGAUUGAUAGCGGUUGUGUAGAAUGCGAUGAGUCGUUUGUUAAUCAAUUCGAAGAUUCCACUUUAAUUACCAACUCAACCUUGAUGUGUAGGUGUGUACUGCAGAAAAUGAGUCUGGACAUCUUAAAAGCAACAGUGCCCAAGAUUAGCAAACCUAAAUCCUUGAAACGGUCUACACUGUAUGAACGAGGCCCUUACAUCCGAGGUGGCAAACGCAAAGCUGUUCAGAUACCAACUGUUAGUGCUGUGAAAAGCAGUUUUAUCUUAGUGAGAAUGCCCGUAGAAAAGAGCAACAUUCUUGAUUUUGUUGAACAGUUUCUAAAUAAAUAUUCUUCGUUAAUGCAUUGA